This is a messenger RNA of Parnassius mnemosyne (clouded apollo), 1485 nucleotides long. The record is from the annotation of a GenBank genome assembly. Lineage: Eukaryota; Metazoa; Arthropoda; Insecta; Lepidoptera; Papilionidae.
AUGCCUUCAUGCGCGGUGAAGUGGUGUGGGAAACAUUCCAAGACAUCUGGUUACAAAAAAGAUGGCAUAACUUUUCAUCGAUUUCCGAAGAUUCCAGAACUAAAAGAAAAGUGGAUAGAUAAGGUUAAUAGGGAAAAUUGGUUUCCAACAAAAUACAGCGCUGUUUGUUCAAGGCACUUCACUCCCGAUUGUUUUGAAUAUUUAAAAGAACGCCGCCGUCUAUUUAGUUCAGCGAUACCAACUUUGUUUUUGCCUAUUUUGGAUUCACCAAAUAGUAUGAUUGACUCUUAUACUAAUGUACCUGGGCCUUCGCGUCACAAUAUCGCCCUCAGUUCAUUAUCAAAUAAACAAGUGCAUUCUGAAGCUCAUACAUCAACUGAAGCCCAGACUCCUUUGCAUUGUUUUCCAUUUGAUGAUAGUAACAUUUUCAGGCCUUCCCAUGAUUAUGAAAUUCCCAGUUCAACAAUAAGUAACAAAGAAAUAGUACACCCAGUAAUUGAAGACCUGACUCCACGUAAACGCAAAAUGAAACGACACAUAGACCAUCUUAUAUAUUCCCUUAGUAAAAAAAAGAAAGAGGUUAAGAGGCUUCAAGAUAAAAAUAGAUUAUUGGUUAAAAAAAAUGCAAAUCUAAAAGAAAUUUUGAAUACUUUGACAAAAAAAUCUUAUAUCACUCAAGAAAAUCAAGACAUUUUAAGUCGCAUAGGUGUACAAAACCAAGAAAUUGUUAAACGCCAAAUAUUGAAAUCAAAAAAAGGACAUAUACCCAAAAUCAAAUACUCACCGGAGUUACGAGCAUUCUCUUUAACAUUGCAUUUUUAUUCCCCAAAAGCGUAUAAUUUCGUUAGACAAACUUUUAGCACAUGUUUACCUGCUACAAGUACUCUGAGAAGUUGGUAUCAAUCCAUUGAUGGUAAACCAGGAUUUACAAAGGAGGCAAUAGAUACUAUCAAAAUGAAAGCCAGAGAAUCUAAGAACAAAAUUUACGCCACUAUCAUAUUCGUCGAAAUGGCGAUCAAAAGCGGUGUCGAAUAUCAUCCCCAAGCCAGAAGGUACUAUGGCCACGUGAGUUUUGGCGCUAGUUUACAAACGGACUGUCAAGAUGAAGCUAAAGAAGCCCUUGUUUUCUUGCUAGUGCCAAUAAAUGCAUCCUGGAAAAUUCCAAUAGGAUAUUUUUUAAUAAAUGGCAUUAAUGCAGAACAAAAAGCCGCUCUUCUAACAGAGGCGAUCCAUUUGAUAGAAGAGGCUGGUGUAAAUGUCAAAGCCAUUACGUUUGACGGCUGCCCUGCUAAUAUUACUAUGGCUAAAAAGUUAGGCUGUUCGUUUGAAGUUGAUCAAAUAAACACCACCUUUAAAAACCCCUGCAAGACUUCAAAAAUAGCGGUCUUUUUAGAUCCGGCACACAUGAUCAAGUUAGUGCGAAAUGCAUUUGAGUUUUAUAGGAAUUUGAAGGACGAACGGGGCAAUAUUAUAUUUCUGAAUUAA